CUCUUGGAGCUGUGGGAGGCAGCGCGGAGGAUCCCGCGGUCGGUGCUUGUGCGCGGCGGCCGGAACUCAGUAACAAACCCGGGCCGUGAAGCUUCGGCAGCCCUGUUGAGCCGCGCGCCGCCCUCUGCUUCCCGGUGCCCGCGGAGGCGCCGAGUCUGACGGGGCGGGGGCCACGGCCCCUCGGGCUAGCGAGGAUGAGCUUCCUCUUCAGCAGCCGCUCUUCGAAAACAUUCAAACCAAAGAAGAAUAUUCCUGAAGGGUCCCAUCAAUAUGAACUCUUAAAACACGCAGAGGCAACUCUCGGAAGCGGCAAUCUGAGGCAGGCUGUUAUGUUGCCUGAGGGAGAGGACCUCAACGAAUGGAUUGCUGUCAAUACUGUGGAUUUCUUCAAUCAGAUCAACAUGUUGUAUGGAACCAUUACAGAAUUCUGCACUGAGGCAAGCUGCCCAGUCAUGUCAGCAGGUCCCAGGUAUGAGUACCACUGGGCAGAUGGCACUAAUAUUAAAAAGCCAAUUAAGUGUUCUGCACCAAAAUAUAUCGACUAUUUGAUGACGUGGGUUCAGGACCAGCUUGACGAUGAAACUCUUUUCCCUUCUAAGAUUGGUGUCCCAUUUCCCAAAAACUUUAUGUCUGUGGCAAAGACUAUUCUGAAGCGUCUGUUCCGGGUUUAUGCCCAUAUUUACCACCAGCACUUUGACUCUGUGAUGCAGCUGCAAGAGGAGGCCCACCUCAACACCUCCUUUAAGCACUUUAUUUUCUUUGUUCAGGAGUUUAAUCUGAUUGAUAGGCGUGAGUUGGCACCACUUCAGGAAUUAAUUGAGAAGCUUGGAUCUAAAGACAGAUAAAUGUUUCUUCUAGAACACAGUUACGCUCUCCCUCUAUCUACUGCUAGCACUCUCUCAUUACUGUCUGGUGUGGACUGAGUGAUACUACAGGAAACCAGGAUCAAAAGGUCCAUUGUGUCUGCAGAGAAAAUUGUCCCAAAGGUAGGUUGGCCAGAUAGCUUCAGAACAAUCCAACGACACAGCUGCAUCAGAGGUGCUGUGUGGCCACCCUGUUACUGUUAGUGUCCUUCUUUGUUUUAACCUCAUGACUAACCUGUAGUUUGUUGCUGAGCUUUGUUCAAGAAAAUGAGUUUUUCCAUGUGACAACAUAAUGGACAUUAAGAAUUUUCAGCAGCAACUUACUAGUAAGUUUUUAGAACAAAUGUCUUAACACAGAUCAGUUUGCUUUGUUUUAUAAAUCAGCGGUGUUCUGUUUCUAAAUCCCAACAUUUAGAGCUUCUGUUUUACUUUGGAUAUCCUUUGGUUCACAUUUGUAUACUGAUGUUUCAUAGGCAAGAGUGUAUGUUUUUUAGCCAGGCAUGAUGGUCCAUGCCUGUUACCUGACACUGUGGAGGCAGAGGUGGGAAGGCCUCACAUUUGAGGCUGUCUUGAGCUACAUUGUCAAACUGUUGCUUAAAAAAAAGUUUGUUUUGCAAAAUGCAUAAGGCAUAAAUCACAGGCAUAUGUGGACUGAGAUUAACCAAAGUUAUUUCAAAUAACUUUAGUUUUUAAACUUGUUUGGGAUUGUCUUCAUGUCUGAUUAGACGAGGAGAGUGCACGGCUCUGAUGGUGCCUUGCAGGUUCUCAUUUGAGACUCCUCACUCAGAUUAACUUCAUAAUGUAGCUCGGGAUCAAGAAAACUUCCAAACUCUGUGACACACUUGGGCCUUAAAGCCACUGUUUUCAUUGACGUUUCCUUGCAUUUCUUGAGGGACAGUAGAAAAAGUAUUCAGAGUACUUGAUUAUUUCCUAAAUGAUUCCAUGUUUUUAUUGCAACUUGAAACUUACGUUUCUUUGUAGAAAUGCACAGACUUCAUGGCGGCAGUAAGAACCCAAGGUCAGAACCACAGAAUAGCUUGCAGGGGUGGGUGACAGCUGGUCUUCCUGGGCCUGCUGGAGCUGGAGACUCAGCAAAGAGAGUCAGUUGAAGCAACUUGGCUUCCUCUGUUACUGCACAGGCUGCAGUGAGCUCCAGAGCUUCUACCCUACUUGUCUUUGUAUCAAAACUUGAAUUUUUCCUCAUCCUGUCAGGAUAAAAGACUCCUCUACUGGGGAAGUGCCUGCUUUUCAUGUGGUCAUCAGAUCUAGUUAGUUCUGGCCGCCUCCUCAGAUGUCCAUGACAUCCUCGGGAAUUCUGGACACUUGCCCGGCAGGCAGUGCUGGAGUUUAUGCCUUGCUUGUCAGAGCUGGGGCUUACACAGUGCUCACUGGCCCCCAUAUGGCUUUAUAAAAGUUAGAGUUGAUGAGAUUUUUGUUAUUUAUUUUGAUUUCCUCUAGACUCUACUGGAAAGUAUCACUUAGAAACUCCAGUUUUAGUAACUCGUUUUCAGUAAGUUCUUAAGUAUGCUCAGAAUUUCAGAGGAACUGUUUUGUCUUUAUUUUGGCUGAAAUCACAUAUCACCAUUAGAGGAACUCAAGUUGGGAUAAUGAUUUAGGGAAAAUAGGACCGCUUGGAAACACCUCACAACCCAGGUGUAUGCAGAGGUCCAGAUGUCAGCUGUUGACAGUCAUCUACAGCCAGGAAGCAGGCUUAGACGACACCAGGAAUGCAUCACCCCUCAACCCCAGACUCCGUUUACUUUGAUUUGCCUUAGUCUCUAAGGAAUGAAAUUCUCUUUCUCAACCAGGGCCCAAUCAUUUUUAUGAAUUCUGACACCCUCAAAUCAAAGGUUUCUAUUUUCUCUGCAUGUGUUUCAAGGAUAGAAAUGCCCUCUCCAUGACUGAGCUCCAUGGAUAGAUGCUAAGAUACGGGGAGGCAGCUCAGUAGUGGGGUAGAAAGCAAAGCCUUGGUGGUAAAAAGAGGGUCUCCAUUUUUUGAUGGCCCCCUCCACUUUUUUCCUUCUGUCUUUUAAAAUGAAAACAGUGCUAGACUUCCAAACCAACCUGCCUUAAUCAGCAGUCGCACACAUUGUGCUGUUUCUCACCUCUGAGGCAAGGACACGGGAGGAGGAUGCCUUCUGCCUUUGGCUAGAGGGCUGACUUAAAACAUCUGAAGAAAUCAAUCUGUCCUGGGUUUAUCUGCCUGCUGUAUAGCUCUCCUGCUCCCCUCAGCCGGAGUCAGCUGUCCUGUCUGAUUCUGCGCCCUGGGCUGCAUUGCAGUGGCUUCCAAUUGCCUGGUGAAAUCUGCUUUAGCCCUGUGGUGCUUCAACUUCCAGGACUUUGAAAAACUUGGAUAUUGGUGGCUGGAGAGAUGGCACAUUGUUUAAAGCAUUGGCUGUUCUUCCAAAGGACCUGGGUUCAAUUCCCAGCACCCAUAUGGUGGCUCACAAGUGUUUGUAACUCAGUUCCAGUGGGUCCAUUUCCCUCACACAAACAUGCAUGCAGUACAAACAGUAGUGCACAUUAAAUUAGAAACAAAACCUUGGACAGUGAUAGAUUUAUAAAAAAUAGUCAUACUCCCUUGUACAUUUAUUUUGUGUGUUAACAACUACUGUACUAUUACUCUGCUGACUGAAUAAGUAGCUUACCAGCAGCCAGUUAGCCAGGGGUUCUUUUAUCUACAGGUUCUUGGCCUGUAGAGCUCUAGUUCACACAACUGCUCAUUGGAGAACUGCAGAUGAUCUCUAUUCUCCAUGGCUUGUAGCUAAGGCACAGGCACAGUCUGAGGUGAGGUUUCCUGUUUGCACUCUUGGCUUCUUUCUGAGCCCCCAAAUCAUAGUAGACAUAGCUUCUCAGACAUGAUGUCAUUACCUCAGGCAUAUAAACAAAUCAGGAUAGAAGAGUGUAGGCCCUACAAGUGUGUCCCGUCAUGGUGCCAGGGCACCUCUGCUCUUUGUGGGAUUCCUCCCCAGGCAGUAUGGAGCCCUGAACAGUGCCAGCCUGGACGUGAGCCGCUGAGCACCGUUAGCAGUCAUGUUCCUUCCUCCUGAGGUCAUUGAGAGUUCUGACAAAGAAGGAAACAGUAGUCUUUUGGUCUUCCUGAUUUUACAUUCAGUUUUGACACAGGGCUUUGUUGGGAUUUGGAGCACACGUGGCAGCAGGAAUUUUACUGAAGCAACUGCAUUGAAAUUCACAUGGGUUUUCUCAUCAGAACGUAUCAAAUAAGUAUUCUGUAAAGCCAUUCUGGAUGGCCAACGUGCUAUGGGAUGGUUAUAGAACAGCAUUCUGUGUUGGUCUGCAUCAAAAAUAGUUUGCAUAAGGUAGUCUUGGUUACCAUCUAAAAUAACUUAAAAUAUUCUUCACAUAUAAAAUUUAUGUUGUAUUUUUAAAACUUUUAGGGCUUUAUCUAUUUUUCUAAGUCGUUAACUGUACUUUUUAAAAAAGUAUUUUGUAUCUACUUUUGUAACUUCAUCAGAAUAAACUAUAUUGAAAGCAAAAA
Molecule: messenger RNA, 4362 nt
Organism: Apodemus sylvaticus (European woodmouse)
Lineage: Eukaryota; Metazoa; Chordata; Mammalia; Rodentia; Muridae
Gene: Mob1a
Product: MOB kinase activator 1A
Exons: 6
Coding region: 195-845 (216 amino acids)
Biological process (GO): hippo signaling; positive regulation of protein phosphorylation
Cellular component (GO): cytoplasm; nucleus
Molecular function (GO): protein kinase activator activity
Source: RefSeq, a predicted model, not a curated record